UUGAUACAUUUUCAUUUGACCCUGAACAGGAGGAAACUAAAGUCGAGAUCUCUUGAUUCUUGUGGAAAUUGAAAACUAUUAUGCUGUGAGUGGCCUAUAUCGACAUGGCGUUUGGUCACUGCCGAUGUUUGGUUGCUCUCGUUGAGUUACUUCUGUUAUUUGCGGUUCUCUGUUUGUCUCUAACUGCAGUGGCCACUAUAGUACUCCUAAAGAAAGACUUCAAUGGCGAUUGUCCUUUGUACCCAACCAUUAAAGAUGUCGGAUACUUCAACAUUGAAACAAAUGACGUCAUCAACUGCAAUUACACCAUCGGUGCUAAUGCUGUAUCUGCCGGGAUUUCUCUAAUAAUGAUGAUCUACGUAGGCAUCGAACUGGCAAUGAAGAAAAGACUACUUUCCUUUGUUCCAAUUCUGCAGACGAUAAUCUCUGCUAUUUUGAUGAUUAUUGUCGGCACAGCGGCAGGCAUUAUAUCGGUGGGAUUCAUCAAACUUUGCAACGGACUAGAAUUGUUGGUUGAUGUUUGGCACGACUACAAUACUUGCAAAGAGUGGCAGGAAGAUGACUAUUGGAGUAUCUAUGACUAUGAUGGAUCGCAUUUUUACUUCUAUCUGUUCUCCGCCCAGAUCGCAACAUGUAUCAGUGCUGCCAUCUGGGUCGCCAUGUUGAUUAUAUCAUUCAUUGUGUUAGUCUGCUGUACCAGUCGCUCUGCUGAGGAUGACGAAGUGCUCAUCCUGUAGAUUACACGAUGUCUGACAGAAAAUUUGUUUUAAUGUCUUAUAAAACUCUUUAGAAUUUGAGAGAGGGUGUUGAAACCGAAUUAAUCAUUGGAAAUCACAAGUCAAAUUCUUGCUUGUGCAGGGGUCGUGGCUGGAGGUGGUAUUGUUACGGCCACGACCACAGGCAGGGUCGAGUCAGGGUAUUUUGAUUAGGCCAAGAUUAUGAAUGUGACGUCAUUUUUAGUUGACCAAUUAGGGUAUCGAUCCCACUUGAAAAAUCAUAGGAGACUCCCGACCCUCCUGUGGUGCCACGCCUUAACAUACGCAUGUUACUUUUACUUGAUGGUGGCAGGUGGACUGGGAUUAAGGGUGAAGGCCGAGUAGAGGAAUAUCAUUAUUCCAAAAGAGAGAAAAAUAAACAAAUAUAAAAGAGCUAAAAUUACAAUUUCUUAGCUAUACAAGUUUAAGCAAUGUAAUAUUUUUGUCUCAUCUUCAAUGUAUUGCUUAGUUCUACAUUAUAUUAUUAUUAUCGAUGCUUGAUUCAGCCUUUGGCUUUGUUUUUAAUCAGUAUUGAAAAAGCAUUAUUGAAUCAAAUAUAGAUGAUUGAGAUGAUAUUCUGCUAGCAUUUUUCUUUUUUAGUGUGUGUUAAUGUUUAUUCAUACUAAAAUGCUAAUAUGUCGCCUAUAGGCUGGGGAAACAAAUAGAACAUCUCUUUCGAUCAUUGGCUCAAGAAUCCCCAGGACCUGUCU
This is a messenger RNA of Lytechinus variegatus (green sea urchin), 1465 nucleotides long. RefSeq lists its product as uncharacterized. Bases 105 to 737 code for a protein of 210 amino acids. The record is from RefSeq and is a predicted model, not a curated record. The transcript has 6 exons. NCBI's taxonomy places the organism in Eukaryota, Metazoa, Echinodermata, Echinoidea, Temnopleuroida, Toxopneustidae.